Molecule: messenger RNA, 566 nt
Organism: Camponotus floridanus (Florida carpenter ant)
Lineage: Eukaryota; Metazoa; Arthropoda; Insecta; Hymenoptera; Formicidae
Exons: 4
Coding region: 158-529 (123 amino acids)
Source: RefSeq, a predicted model, not a curated record
GAAGGAAAUUUUGAAAAAAGUUAACCGCAUCUUAGUUGAAGUGAUAUACAUCGACAAAAGGCUCAGUAGAUUAGAAAAUAAAGCAGACCACAUUACAAGUAAAGAAAUUAAUAUUAAUAAUGUCGAAGAAGAUUUUGCUUUCAACACUAUUUCUUCAAUGGAUGAAUUACAACAGUUAGAAGAAAAUUUAAAAAACGAAGAAUUUUUCGUUAAAAUGAGAGACUUUUUGAAAUUGAAAGGUGGAACAAACUUACAAGACAAGAUAAAAAAUAUUUUCAGAACUUUAAUAAAGGACGAAAUAUUAAUGUUAUUUAGCUGGAAAGGAGCUCGAGGAAAAAAUGAAUUCCGAAGUUUUAAGAUUGUCAGUUUAAUUAUAGCUGUUGUUCGUUCAUACGACGCAUAUUCAACCGAGCAAAUAAUUAUAAAAAUUAUUAUCAAUUGGAUCGUUCAAGCUCCUGCACGUGUUCGUAGAAUUGCAAACAAAGAAAGAAACCAAACUGAUAAUAUUCAAGAUCAACAUCAAGAAUGAUAUACAAAAAAUGAAGAUAUAAAUAUUUUAAGAAAAU